CGCGGGAAUUGUAAUGUAGUCUUUUUCCUCUACCUUAGCAGCGCCAAUCACAUGCAUGGAAACUACAACUCCCUAUACCGCGUGUAUGCUGUCGUUCCUUAGUGGGUGUUGUUGCAAUGGUGGUGUCUAUGGUGGGACAUUGAAUGACUUUGGCUCCAUCACGAAAUUGCCUGUUUUAUAUUAAUUAUUCUUAAGGCGCGAGCAUGGAGGCUCUUAUUCCUGUAAUAAACAAGCUGCAAGAUGUUUUCAACACAGUGGGUGCGGAUAUCAUACAGCUGCCGCAGAUAGCAGUAGUGGGGACACAGAGCAGUGGCAAGAGUUCAGUGCUCGAAAGCCUUGUGGGAAGGGACCUGCUGCCCCGUGGAACUGGCGUCGUAACCAGGCGACCUCUCAUCCUUCAGCUGGUCCAUGUCGAUCCUGGAGAUGCAAGGAAGAUUGAUGAAAGUGGCAGAGAGGGGGAAGAAUGGGGCAAGUUUCUGCACACAAAAAAUCAGAUCUACACAGACUUUGAUGAAAUCAGGCAAGAAAUUGAAAAUGAAACGGAGCGAAUAUCUGGGAAUAAUAAGGGGAUCAGUGAGGAGCCCAUUCAUCUGAAGAUAUUUUCACCUCACGUUGUCAACCUCACACUGGUGGAUCUGCCAGGAAUCACCAAGGUGCCUGUGGGUGAUCAGCCCAAGGAUAUUGAGCUUCAGAUCAAGGAUCUAAUCUUGAAGCACAUCUCUAACCCCAACUGCAUCAUCCUGGCUGUCACUGCAGCGAACACAGACAUGGCCACCUCAGAGGCUCUUAAGGUGGCCCGGGAGGUCGACCCUGACGGAAGGAGGACACUCGCUGUGGUGACCAAACUGGACCUGAUGGACGCUGGUACUGAUGCCAUGGAUGUUCUGAUGGGGAGAGUCAUUCCAGUCAAACUGGGACUCAUUGGAGUAGUCAACAGGAGCCAGCUGGACAUCAACAAUAAGAAGUCAGUGGCCGAUGCAAUCCGAGAUGAGCAUGCUUUCCUGCAGAAGAAAUAUCCGUCUCUCGCAACAAGAAAUGGAACCAAAUACCUGGCCAGAACCCUCAACAGGUUACUGAUGCAUCACAUCCGAGACUGCCUCCCAGAGCUGAAGACACGGAUCAACGUCCUGGCAGCCCAGUACCAGUCCCUGCUCAGCAGCUAUGGUGAACCUGUUGAAGACCAGAGUGCCACCUUGCUCCAGCUCAUCACAAAGUUCGCCACAGAAUACUGCAACACCAUAGAGGGCACAGCCAAAUACAUCGAGACGGCAGAGCUGUGCGGUGGAGCCAGAAUUUGUUACAUAUUCCAUGAGACUUUUGGCAGAACGCUGGAGUCUGUGGAUCCUCUGGGAGGACUCAGCACCAUUGACAUACUAACAGCAAUAAGGAACGCAACAGGCCCACGUCCGUCCUUGUUUGUGCCUGAGGUUUCCUUCGAGCUGCUGGUGAAGAAGCAGGUGAAACGCCUGGAGGAGCCCAGCCUGCGCUGUGUGGAGCUUGUCCACGAAGAGAUGCAGAGGAUCAUUCAGCACUGCAGCAACUACAGCACACAGGAGCUGCAGAGAUUCCCUAAGCUACAUGAAGCCAUCGUGGAAGUUGUCACCUCCCUCCUGAGGAAGAGACUGCCCAUCACCAAUGAGAUGGUGCAUAACCUGGUUGCAAUAGAGCUGGCCUACAUCAACACCAAACAUCCAGACUUUGCAGAUGCCUGUGGGGUCAUGAAUAACAACAUAGAGGAGCAGAGGAGGAACAGGAUGAGAGAGCUGCCUUCCUCAGUGCCCAGGGAAAAGACCCCAACAGCAGGGCCCCAGGGUGAGCAGGACAGCACCGGGAACUGGAGGGGGAUGCUGAAGAAAGGAGAGGAAGCUCCCGGCUCCGGACCAGGAAGCCCUCUCAAAGGGAUCGUCAACUUGCUUGAUGUGCCUGUGCCAGUCGCUAGGAAGCUGUCAUCACGUGAGCAACGGGACUGUGAGGUCAUUGAACGCCUCAUCAAGUCUUACUUCCUCAUCGUUCGCAAGAACAUACAGGACAGCGUGCCGAAAGCAGUGAUGCACUUCCUGGUCAACCAUGUGAAGGACAGCCUUCAGAGCGAGCUUGUUGGCCAGCUGUAUAAAUCUGGUCUCCUCAACGAUCUGCUGACUGAAUCAGAAGACAUGGCCCAGCGGCGCAAGGAGGCCGCUGACAUGCUACAGGCUUUGCAAAGAGCCAGUCAAGUGAUCGCUGAGAUCAGGGAAACACAUCUGUGGUGAGAAUCAACAAGAAGAGCUGAACCUGAUCUGUUAUCACCUCAUCAUGCCUAAAAGACCGACACUUCAUGCACUCAUCAUGUCUGAACAUGAAGUUUUAGAUUGAAAAUGCACUGAUCUGAUCCCUGCUCUAAGGUACAGUAGGUAUCAAGAAGGCACUCGAGCCAAAACGAAGAAAAGUAAGUUAAUUUAAGAUGUUUAUUGAAAUGCUUGAUGUUGUUAGGUACAUGAACAUGCACUGCCUCUCUUAGACAAUGUUCAAAAUCAGAAUUUAGAAACUGUAGUUGCCUCUCACGGCUUCCUGAAGGAAUCUAAUGUGCAGCCAAAGGCAAAAGUACUUUUCAUAUCUGACAGACGGUGGUUAACCAGAAUGGAAAUGGACUUUUGUGUGAAGUGGAAAUGAAAGUUUUGAUGCCAUUUUGGCAGCUCCACAAAGCAUUCUUCAAAAUGUUAUGGCUCUAGGUUAUAGAAAAUCAACAAAAUAUUCUCCUCCUCAUCUGCAAACCUUUUUCAUUUAGGAGUAGCUGUCAUGUGUCAAAAACAUGGGACCUCAAAAGUCAUAGCAGGGAUUCAUUUGCUGCAGUAAAACAGUCCUGUGUUCACAAUCCAUCUCUUUAUCUUUUGCACUGUUGUCACAACACUGUACUGUUAAGAAAGAAAGUCUCUCAUCCCGACACUGUAAUGCCAUCAGAACCUUUAUUUAUUAAUGUUAUUUAAGUGUGUGGAUAAUGUAACAAGCACUGUUGCAGCCUGCUGUGGUAGGUCAUUUAAUUUUGUUUACAUAUCGCUACCUAUAUGUGAAACUUAUGGUGCACUGUGGUUCUGUGUAUGUUCCCCAAAUGAAUAAAAAGUUAUUUUAAUGCCA
This is a messenger RNA of Notolabrus celidotus (New Zealand spotty), 3111 nucleotides long. Its product is annotated as dynamin-1-like protein. Gene Ontology annotation, molecular function: GTP binding; microtubule binding; GTPase activity. The transcript is spliced from 18 exons. Gene Ontology annotation, cellular component: membrane; cytoplasm; microtubule. Gene Ontology annotation, biological process: mitochondrial fragmentation involved in apoptotic process; mitochondrial fission. Lineage: Eukaryota; Metazoa; Chordata; Actinopteri; Labriformes; Labridae. The record is from RefSeq and is a predicted model, not a curated record. Bases 204 to 2249 code for a protein of 681 amino acids.